CUUUCUUCUUUUGUUUCCCUCAGCAAUGUCUACUAAUAUCAGAGAAAGAAAGGCAUAUUUUCAGCUGGACCAAGGGUCAGCACCCAAUCAAUUAAAUUACAGCACAAACUUUAUGAGUUACAAAGGUGCAUGGCUAUCGACAGUUCUAAUCGUGAUUGCUAUUAAAAUUUCGUACUCGCUCAUUCCCUUCAUUUCGUCAGAGACCAGCUGGACAUUAACGAACUUAACGUUCAACAUUGGACACUUUGUAAUGUUUCAUUGGUUACAAGGAACACCUAUUGAUAACAAUCAAGGAGCAUAUGACGGAUUAACGGUUUGGGAACAAAUUGAUGAUGGAGUACAAUUCACAGCGACCAGAAAAUUUCUCAUGGCCGUGCCUAUAAUAUUAUUUCUGUUGAGUACGCAUUAUACACACUACGAUUUCUUACAAUUCGCCAUCAACUUUUGCUCACUUGUGAUUGUCCUGAUUGCAAAGUUACCAGAAAUGCAUCAAGUUAGAGUAUUUGGUAUCAAUAAGCGUACAGAAGAAGAAUUUUAGAAAAACAUCAUUUAUACCCCCACACUCCUCUUUCCAUCUUGUAACAAACCCCCCUUUCUCUUUUUGCUUUUAUAAAUAAAAUCAAGUAAUAAGAUCACCGUGACUGUCGCCCUGUUUGGCCUCGAAUAAAAAUAAAAAAAAAAAUGUCAAAAUAUAAAAUAUUUACU
Messenger RNA from Mucor mucedo, 705 nucleotides. RefSeq names its product ORMDL family-domain-containing protein. The record is from RefSeq and is a predicted model, not a curated record. Gene Ontology annotation, biological process: ceramide metabolic process; negative regulation of ceramide biosynthetic process; intracellular sphingolipid homeostasis. Gene Ontology annotation, cellular component: endoplasmic reticulum membrane. NCBI's taxonomy places the organism in Eukaryota, Fungi, Mucoromycota, Mucoromycetes, Mucorales, Mucoraceae. The transcript has 4 exons. Bases 26 to 538 code for a protein of 170 amino acids.